This is a messenger RNA of Harmonia axyridis, 2311 nucleotides long. Its product is annotated as protein kinase shaggy-like. The coding region runs from base 360 to 1964 and encodes 534 amino acids. Gene Ontology annotation, biological process: negative regulation of canonical Wnt signaling pathway; protein phosphorylation; signal transduction. NCBI's taxonomy places the organism in Eukaryota, Metazoa, Arthropoda, Insecta, Coleoptera, Coccinellidae. Gene Ontology annotation, molecular function: protein serine/threonine kinase activity; ATP binding. Gene Ontology annotation, cellular component: nucleus; axon; cytoplasm. The record is from RefSeq and is a predicted model, not a curated record. The transcript is spliced from 11 exons.
AAGAAAGCGAACAUGUGACGCGAGAUGAAGUACCUACGUUCUCUUUCAUUUGUAUAUUUUAAUUUGACGGAGAAUAUUCGUGUUGUGUCGUGUUUUUCAAGUUACCGUUUGUGUUGUGAACUGUAAAAUUUGAUGUUUGUUUUGAGUUCGACAGGAGUUAACUGAAAAUAGCUCGUGAAUUAUUUGCACCUCGACUCCUUACUUCAUUGCAGUGUGCUCCUACCUUUACCAUUUGAUUAACCUUGAAAACGCAAAACCAUGCAAAAUGGCGGAGAGAGGAAGGAGGCAGCUUCUCUGCAGCGACAACGCGUUAUGAACCAUUAAAUUUAUUGCAUCGUGCUCACCGAAAUCGCGCAGACAUGGCUCCAAAACACCUAAGUCUGAGCGAAAAAAAUUUGCGGGAAUCUAUGGACGCCAAGUCGGAGAUUCUGGUGUCCUCGGAGCACUUCGGCAGGUGCGUGUGUCACAGUUUGGACCUGGUGCUGCCCAAGAAGCAGGCAAACGCGAGAAGACUACACAGGAGGUCCAUAUCUACUUGGAAUUUGGAAACAAAUUCGAAAAAUAAACGUUGUGCAGUGAGUGCUAAGAAGAAAUGUGAAACAGAGAAGGAAAAAUCCAGUUUGGUGGGAUGUCUUAAGCUUGUCGGGAAACUUUUUGGUAAACGUAAGGACGGUAAUAAAGUGACGACAGUAGUGGCAACUCCUGGACAGGGACCCGAUAGACCUCAGGAAGUUUCCUAUACGGAUACCAAAGUUAUUGGUAAUGGCAGCUUCGGCGUCGUAUACCAAGCCAAAUUAUGUGAGACCAACGAGUUGGUCGCUAUUAAAAAAGUACUACAAGAUAAAAGGUUCAAGAACCGGGAGCUACAGAUAAUGCGAAAAUUAGAACAUUGUAAUAUAGUAAAACUUAAAUAUUUCUUUUACUCCAGUGGUGAUAAGCGAGCUGAAAUACCGAUACCAUUCGACAUGUCAAUGUCUAUAUUCAUGGGCACAAGUGCGCAGAAAGAUGAAGUGUACCUGAAUUUGGUAUUGGAGUUUAUUCCCGAAACAGUUUAUAAGGUAGCCAGGCAUUACAGUAAAUCCAAGCAGACCAUACCAAUCAGCUUUAUAAAGUUAUAUAUGUAUCAGUUGUUCAGAUCUUUGGCAUACAUCCAUUCGUUAGGAAUCUGUCACAGGGACAUAAAACCACAAAACCUGCUUUUGGACCCUGAAACAGGAGUUCUUAAGCUAUGCGAUUUUGGCAGUGCGAAACACUUGGUCAGGGGCGAGCCGAAUGUCUCUUACAUCUGCAGCCGUUACUACAGGGCUCCAGAGCUGAUAUUUGGUGCUAUCGACUACACAACUAAAAUCGACGUUUGGAGUGCGGGCUGUGUCCUGGCGGAAUUGCUCUUGGGCCAGCCUAUAUUCCCCGGCGAUUCGGGCGUUGACCAGUUGGUCGAGAUCAUCAAAGUCCUUGGCACGCCCACGAAAGAGCAGAUCAAGGAGAUGAAUCCCAACUACACCGAAUUCAAAUUUCCACAGAUUAAGUCUCACCCGUGGCAACAGAUUCAUAACAUCCUUCACUCAUUCCCUAGUCGGAUGUCAUUUCUUGAACAAUCUUUCACAAUAAAACCAACUAAGGUGUUCCGUGUACGGACUCCUCCAGAAGCUAUAGAACUGGUCUCUAGGCUGCUAGAGUACACACCGUCGUCACGAAUAAGCCCCCUACAAGCGUGCGCUCAUCCCUUCUUCAAUGAGUUACGUGAACCCAACACUCGUCUGCCCAACAACAAUGAAUUGCCACCUCUGUUCAACUUCACAGAACACGAGUUGAGCAUCCAACCUAGCCUCAAUGCGAUACUCAUUCCUAGGGGACAGGGUGGUUCUGAAUCGACUAACAGUCCCCAGGAUGGUCCCUCAAGUGUGGCUACAGAAGGCAGCGACACACCAGUUGUAGCUGCAGCCACCGCAUCCGGUAUGGCUUAGAUUGAUAAUUUAUUCCUGUAAAAAAAUUAAUGGCAGACGGUUGGGCACCCAACACAAUAUGGGUCUUUUUCUAGGCGUACAAAACACACACCACACAAACAUUGUGCACGCAAAAUUUAGGGUGCGUGCUUUUCUGCUGAUCCACUUCAAUAUGUUACAUCUUUCAGAUCUGUGUGUUCUUUGUCCGUUUCGCUGGGACGGCUGUACUAUAUUUAGAGUAUAUAAAAUUUAAUAUACGUUCAUUGUACAGAACUUUUUGACUUAUUGUUUUUUGAUCCAUUUGAUAAUGGUUGAUAAUUCUGUGCUCGUUGAAAUUGGAUAUGCGACUAAUAUAUGAUGAAAACUCA